Messenger RNA from Actinia tenebrosa (Australian red waratah sea anemone), 1529 nucleotides. RefSeq lists its product as uncharacterized. Lineage: Eukaryota; Metazoa; Cnidaria; Anthozoa; Actiniaria; Actiniidae. Gene Ontology annotation, molecular function: zinc ion binding. The record is from RefSeq and is a predicted model, not a curated record.
CUCAAGCCGUGACGUCACGUUGCUUAGGCGACGGAUUUUUGCGUUCUAAACAAACCAAGAUGGCGUCUCUCUCGAUCGCAUCGUUAAGUUCCUUCUUCGUAGAAGAGCAGAAAUCUAUAUCAAGAGGUGAAAAUCAUUACCAAUCUGCACAUGUAGAAAGUUUUAGUUAUGAUCAGGGUGUUUUAAGAGGUGAAGUCAAAGCAAGCAUGAAGAACAAAGUGUAUAAAGUCACGAUCUAUCUCGACGAGAAUAAUAAGAUCAGAUCCUCGCAGUGUGAAUGCCCAAGAGGAGAAUACAAAUGUAGUCAUGCGGCAGCGCUCUUCAUCCAUGGCAUACACAAUCUAAGCCGAACAGAUGUCGAAUGCUCUUGGAGAAAGAAAAAGACCGACAACACGAGUCCACUGUCAGUCAUAGAGAUGUUUCCACCUAGUAAAGAUUAUGUUGCUUUGCGAAGAACACCAACUAAGGAGGAUCGAGGAUACUUAUAUUCAGAACUUCGUGGCUAUGGCAAAUUUACUGGUAUUUGCUGGAUACUUAGACCUGAGCCUGCCCCACCAAGAAUGUUACCCAUUCCAACUAUUGAGGAAAUCAUCUAUUCCGAAGAAUUUCUUGAUAUCCAAGGGCAGCAGCAACAGAUAGCAUUUGUACAGGAAAAAGUGCAAGUGUCAGAUGAAAUAAUUAGAGAAAUAGCCAGAAGUAGCCAGGGUCAGAGGGACAACCCAUUGUGGCACCUGGUACGUAAAGGGCGUCUUACUGCUAGUAACUUUGGGUGUGUUAUGAAUGCAAAACGGGCAACACCAUCCCUCAUCAAAAGGCUCUUGGGAGAGUAUGAUGUCUCAAGAGUGAAGGCUGUUCUUUGGGGAGUCACCAAUGAAAGCGAGGCAGUAAAAUCGUUUAAAACUUUGACAGGACUUCCUGUUGAGGAAACCGGGGUUUGGCUGGACAAGACUGGGGUACUUGGUGCCUCCCCUGAUGGACUGGUGGGCAGAAAGCAUGUGCUUGAGGUGAAAUGUCCCUACACCCAGAGAAACUGCAUGAUAGCCGAAGCUGUAACCAAUGAUAGUUUCUGUUUGAAGACGAAUAAUGAUGGGAAGUAUGAGCUGAAGACUGACCAUGUUUACUGGCACCAAGUACAGGGGCAGAUGUUUUUAACACAGAGAGAAUUUUGUUAUUUUGUUGUAUGGACAACCAAAGAAACUGCCAUACUCAAUAUCAAGAGGGAUCCAUCAUGGUUGAACAAUAUUGAUAUUCUUGUAGAUUUUUAUUUUUUUCACAUUUUUCCCAAAAUCUUAGAGGGAGAACUUUAGAACUUGAGUGAACACACUAAACCCAAUGGAAAAAUCUCAUUCUAAUGCAAAAGAAAAAAUGCAUGGAAUUUUGAGGCUUCUGUUGUGUGUGGGUCUGAUAUCUAUUUCAUUGGGUUUAUGCCUUCACUCUAUAACUACAUGUUGUUUAUGUAGUUUUUCAGUCCUUGUAUUAAGAAAUCUAUGUAUUAGAUAUCUAAGUUUUUAAAAAUGUAUGUAAAUGUG